Oppia nitens is the source of this 747-nucleotide messenger RNA. RefSeq names its product 5-demethoxyubiquinone hydroxylase, mitochondrial-like (gene Coq7). Gene Ontology annotation, molecular function: 3-demethoxyubiquinol 3-hydroxylase activity. Bases 86 to 652 code for a protein of 188 amino acids. The transcript has a single exon. Gene Ontology annotation, biological process: determination of adult lifespan; regulation of reactive oxygen species metabolic process; regulation of gene expression. The record is from RefSeq and is a predicted model, not a curated record. Lineage: Eukaryota; Metazoa; Arthropoda; Arachnida; Sarcoptiformes; Oppiidae. Gene Ontology annotation, cellular component: nucleus; mitochondrial inner membrane.
UUAUUUAAUACGAAAUGUAAUCAAAACAAACAUUUUAAACACUAUUGAAAUCAAAUGUUUCAAAACAAUUGAAUUGAAUAAAUCAAUGUCUAAAUUGAAAUCCUCUGCCAAUUACUUAUAUCGCCGUCGGCGACAACUUUAUGACCAAAUAAUUCGCGUCAAUCAUUCGGGAGAGUUGGCCGCAGAUCGCAUAUAUUGGGGUCAAUUUGUUGUCCUCGCAAAUGAUGACAAACACAGUCCAGUCAUUCAAGAGAUGUGGAGUCAAGAGAAACAUCAUUUGCAAGAGUUUGAAAAACUGUCGCUUAAGUAYAGGUGCCGUAAGAGUGCUCUCCAACACAUAUGGAGUGCCACCGCCUUCACGUUGGGUGCCGUCACUGCCGCCAUCGGACCUAAGGCUGCAAUGGCCUGCACUGUGGCCGUUGAGGAUGUCAUUUGCCAACAUUAUGAUAACCAAUUGAGACAAUUAAUUAAUGACAAUAUAGACACAAACAAACACUUGAUUGAUACCAUCAAAGAGUUUCGCGACGACGAACAACACCACUUCGACACCGGCAUUGAGUUCGGCGCCAAAGACAGUAUUGCUUUCAAUGUGUUAUAUAACGUCAUCUCAAAUGGCUGUCGAGUGGCCAUAAAAAUAGCCGAAAAAAUUUAAUAACAAAUGAAUUAUACCUUUAAUGCAUUCUUUAAAUUUAUUCAAAUUUAUCAAUAAAUAUACAGUAAAUUAUAGUCAAAAUGURAGAAAUAUAA